CUCAGCCGUAUCCGGUGGGGCAGCGGUCCAGGGCUCGGGAAAAAAAUCGAAGCUAGGAGGAUCUGGUAACGGUACGCUUUGAGAAAUAUCACCCAUCCCGAGUCGCUAUCGAAGGGCUCGGCAGGAAUUCACCGUUUCUUUUAAAAGGUUAGAGGUCACAGAGCAGGGUUGCGGUUGUCGUCAUGGCAUCUGGAAGUACGAGCAGCGAGGAGGAGCGGAGCCUGAGGGAGUGUGAGCAGUACGUGCAGAAACACAACAUUCAACAGCUGCUGAAGGACUGCAUUGUCCAGCUGUGCACCUCCAGGCCGGACAGGCCCAUGGCCUUCCUCAGGGAGUACUUCGAGAGGCUGGAGAAGGAGGAGGCCAAGCAGAUUCAGAACCAGCAGAAGGCCAGCAGUUCCCGCUCAGACUCACGUGAUGAGGAGGUGUCUCCACCCAUGAAUCCUGUGGUAAAGGGCCGCCGGCGGAGAGGAGCCUUCAGCGCGGAAGUCUACACAGAGGAGGAUGCCGCCUCAUAUGUCAGAAAAGUCAUUCCAAAAGACUACAAGACGAUGGCAGCCUUGGCCAAAGCUAUUGAAAAGAACGUUCUCUUCUCACACCUGGACGAUAAUGAGAGGAGUGACAUAUUUGAUGCAAUGUUUCCAGUCACCUACAUCGCUGGGGAAACGGUUAUUUUGCAGGGUGACGAAGGUGACAAUUUCUAUGUUAUCGACCAAGGGGAGAUGGAUGUGUAUGUGAACAAUGAAUGGGUGACCAGCAUUGGGGAGGGAGGCAGCUUUGGAGAGCUGGCCCUGAUAUACGGCACCCCAAGGGCGGCCACAGUUAGAGCCAAGACCAAUGUCAAACUGUGGGGCAUAGACAGAGACAGCUACAGGAGAAUACUCAUGGGAAGCACUUUGAGAAAGAGGAAGAUGUACGAGGAAUUCCUCAGGAAAGUGUCCAUUUUAGAGUCUCUUGACAAAUGGGAGCGUCUGACAGUCGCUGAUGCCUUGGAGCCCGUCCAGUUUGAGGACGGACAGAAGAUUGUUGUGCAGGGAGAGCCGGGAGAUGAGUUCUUCAUUAUCUUAGAGGGUUCUGCAGCUGUGCUGCAGCGUCGCUCAGAGAACGAGGAGUUUGUGGAGGUGGGGAGAUUAGGACCCUCUGACUACUUUGGUGAGAUCGCUCUGCUGAUGAACCGUCCCCGCGCUGCCACUGUGGUCGCCCGCGGACCCCUGAAGUGCGUCAAGCUUGACCGGCCCCGCUUCGAGCGCGUCCUGGGUCCCUGUUCAGACAUUCUCAAACGUAACAUCCAACAGUACAACAGCUUCGUCUCGCUGUCCGUCUGAAGGGGCGUCUCUCUCCCACCACCCUCCCUCCACCCUCUCCCUCGUUUCUCCUUUUAGACCCAGGGUCCACGAAUGCAAUUUGCUUUAUUUUUGUCACUUUUUCUUCUUCUUUCUGUUGGCUUUUCUCCCUUUUUCUGUUUUACACACGGAGAUUAUUUUGUUGUUACCACCGUCACACUGAGGUGACUUUCAGCCAUUCACCAGCGCUUGUACCAGCUGCUGUACGCUACCUUGUAGGCACAGUUACAUCACACGUUACCUAUGUUAUAUAUGUAUUUGCUGGUUACGCUUUCUUUUUUAGACUUAAACGCAAAGCAGGAUUGUUAGGAGAUCUGAAAGACUUAAGGGUCUCGGACUGAUGAGACAGGACAAUCAAACUUUACAUGGCGCUUUUGGUGAAUUCGUUGCAGGUUUAUGUUGAGGAUUGAAGAAAAGAGAGGACUUCUUCUUCCCUGUUAAAGAGUUUCCUAUUUGACACCAGUUAGUCUGAUUAGAUCAGAACCUAGAAACUGUAGAAAGCAGGAAGAAUAUGAUUGCAUCAAAUUUUAUCAGGCGUUUUUAAGGUUUUAGCUAUAUGAUGGUUUUGCUCCUCUUGUUUUGGUCACCAUUGAUUGGCACGAUAAGACGAUGACAAGUCGGUUUUGCUUCGUUGGAGAGAGCUUGUACAACUUAAGGUUUCUUUUUUAUUGUGCAGCUACCAGGCUAGUGCCAAAUGUUUAUUAUUGUCACAACGCAGAGAUGCAUAGCCGUGGAAAUGCAGCGCGUGUUCUGUUCCCUGACUAUUUGGAGCUCCAAACAGGAAGUAGUUAUUUCCCUUAGUGUCCUCUUAAUCGGUAGAAAGUCCAUACAAGAACUGCCUUGACUACUCUGAGGGGGGAAAAAAGAAAGGAAAAAAAAAACAAGAGUAUUAAGUGUAUUUCAGUAUUCAAUUUUUUUAGUAUAUACCAAAUAACUUGGUCACUAUUCUGCUAUGGUUUGUAAUCAAAAUGUUAUCAUAGUAUAGUUAAAACGAUCAUAGUUAUAUUAUUAUCAUUGACUUAAUGAUAAACUUAUGGUUUGGAGUGAUGGUGAUCUUAAAAAAAAAUAUGUUUAACUGUCUUUUGUAAACACUUAUUUUUCCAUAAAUUCUAUUUUAGGUGUCCAGUGCCACAAAGUAAAUAAAUGCUCCUUCUUGUCAACUGACAAAAACAGUAUGUAAUCGUAUUGUGUAAAACGUCAUGGGUUAAAACUUUUUAAAAAUAGAUCAAAUGGGUAAUUCCAGGUUUAUUGAAGUGAAGUCUUGAAGAAAAAAAAAAGAAGAAAAAACAAGAAGGUUUAUGGAUUUCAGGACACCUGAAGUAUUUAUGUAUUAAAGCAUCACAGGUGAGCUGACGGGCAGAGUGAGCAGAUAUUUAUUUAAAACUAGUGUCAUUGCUUAUUGCCUGUUGAAAAGGUGGCUGUCUUUUCAUCAGAGUAGCUUGUGAUCUGUUCUCUAUGCUUACUUGGCAUGAUGUUUUAGGCAUCCAGUGAUCCGGUAUGAAUGGAAGCGUGUAUUUAAAAAAUAUAAAAUAAAAAAAAACCUGCAGUCGCGUGCAGAAGCAGGAACUUUGUGAAAUAUUUGGUUUGUUACUAACCUAGCUUAACUGCUUCAUGACUAUUUAGAUGGCAUAAAAUGUUUAAGUCUGUUUUCCUUUUCUUUUUUUUUUUUUUUUUUUUUUUUUUUUUUUUUUUUUAAAGAUCUUUACCAAAUCACAAAAUGUUGACUUCUGGAUUAUAGGCUUAACUCUUCAUUCCUGCCUCACUUGUCUGUUACCAGAAAUGACAUAGAACCAGUCACGUGUUUCUGUUUUGUCUCAUUCAGAGCACUGGGAUGCGCUUAGAAUUGAGAUGUUUGUUUGUUCGUCCAAAAAAGAUUUGAUUUUGGUGCCGAUUGAAGGGUAGUCAGGUCAGUGGGAAGAGUUUUCGUCAAGGGACAAGAGUAAUAUGUAUGUUUCUUUACAGUUAAAUUGAUCAUCCUUCAUCUGAUCCUUAUCCUGAUCCACAGGAAAUGACUCCGUUAGAGGCGUGGGGUUUGACUCACCUUUAUCGAAAUAUUGUUUUAAUGUAAAUACAAGCAUCAUCGGUUUUAGUCCAAAAUGUUUAGCCACACUGCAAUUGUCCCGGUUUGCCUUAGCUUACCUAACCUGGGCUUAUGGUAGUCGUCAGUACACUCCUGCUAGCCCGACCUUCAGUGAGUUUGUUAGGUCUGCAGCGCGGAGAGCUGCAGGCGAUCAGAGGACCAUUCUUUUUCUAUUCUACCCUGUAUUCAGUUUGACCUCCUGUAUGUGCAAAGAUGUUUAUCCUUUUGGUAUAGAUUGUUCCAGAUGGCAGUUUAAGCAAUAAAAAAGUA
Messenger RNA from Anoplopoma fimbria (sablefish), 3693 nucleotides. Its product is annotated as cAMP-dependent protein kinase type I-alpha regulatory subunit. Gene Ontology annotation, biological process: regulation of protein phosphorylation. The record is from RefSeq and is a predicted model, not a curated record. Bases 183 to 1325 code for a protein of 380 amino acids. Gene Ontology annotation, cellular component: cAMP-dependent protein kinase complex. NCBI's taxonomy places the organism in Eukaryota, Metazoa, Chordata, Actinopteri, Perciformes, Anoplopomatidae. The transcript has 11 exons. Gene Ontology annotation, molecular function: cAMP-dependent protein kinase regulator activity.